Messenger RNA from Sitophilus oryzae (rice weevil), 1848 nucleotides. RefSeq names its product solute carrier family 41 member 1-like. Bases 230 to 1717 code for a protein of 495 amino acids. Gene Ontology annotation, cellular component: plasma membrane. Gene Ontology annotation, biological process: monoatomic cation transport. Gene Ontology annotation, molecular function: monoatomic cation transmembrane transporter activity. NCBI's taxonomy places the organism in Eukaryota, Metazoa, Arthropoda, Insecta, Coleoptera, Curculionidae. The record is from RefSeq and is a predicted model, not a curated record. The transcript has 4 exons.
AGUCUAAAAUAAGACAUUCAAUUGAAAGGUGUAAAAAUCUUCGCAAACUGAACAAACUUCUUACAAUUCGACAUAUCUAGAUAUAUUUUUUUGCAAAUCAACAGGUGUGUGCUCUUGUGCGUCCUUUUUUACUACGUCAGGUGCUGUGCCCAUUUUUAAAUGUAUAGCCACGAAAGCUCAGCAGCUUUUCUAACAUGAUUCCUCCACCAAGGAUUGAAGAUAUGCUCAGAUGGACACAGGCAAGGAAAGCAAUGGAGAAAAAAUGGAGGGUUCCAAUCACCUACAGGCACCAGAAAAAGACGCGGAACUUAACGCCACCCACACUGCAAUAGAAAUGUUAAAUGCCAUCACAACUGUGGUAUCAGAAGACAAUAACGAAAAUGACAAUGGCAAGCUUCCUGAUAUUGUGGCACAAGCAAAAGUAUGCAACGACGAUGAAAUCAAGGAAACUUACUUUUCUAUCACUAUUCAAGUCUUUAUACCAUUCCUGAUUGCAGGAUUUGGUAUGGUAAUGGCUGGCUUGGUUUUAGACAAAAUCCAACAUUGGCCAGUUUUUGAAGAAAUAACAGAAUUAGUGAUUCUUAUACCAGCUCUCCUAGGAUUAAAAGGCAAUAUAGAAAUGACCCUAUCGUCCAGGUUGUCUACGCAAGCCAAUCUAGGCCAUAUGGACACAACCAAACAAAAAAUCAGUAUUAUCGUUGGCAAUUUGACUCUUAUUCAGUGUCAGGCCAUCGUUGUAGGCUUCCUUGGAGCUUUGGUUGCGAUUGUGAUGGGUGGCAUUAAAAGCAACGAAGUAGAACUAGACCAUGCUUAUAUUCUAUGCGCCAGCAGUUUAGUGACAGUGUCAAUUGCCAGUUUUAUCCUAGGACUCAUUACAGCAGGCGUAAUAAUAUGUUCCAGAUAUUGCCAUAUCAAUCCAGAUAAUGUUGCCACGCCUAUUGCAGCUAGUCUGGGCGACUUGACUUCAUUGACCUUACUUUCCUUGGCAUCCACGUUUUUAUACGAAUCAAUUGGUGAGCAAGACUGGCUAGCACCCCUAAUAAUUGCUAUGUAUAUCAUGCUCAUCCCGCUAUGGGUUUGGAUAGCCAAACGAAAUCCUUUGACAAGAGAAGUUCUUUUUCACGGUUGGACUCCCGUAGUGGGAGCAAUGUUCAUCAGCUCGAUGGGAGGGUUGAUUCUGGACUUCAUGGUUUCCAGAUUUGAAGGGAUAGCCGUAUUUUCACCGGUAAUAAACGGUGUGGGAGGUAAUUUAGUAGCCGUGCAAGCCAGCAGAAUAUCAACAGCCCUUCACAAAGAAGCCGAAUUAGGCGAAUUAAAUUCGGAAAACGACGAUGAAGAUGACAGGAAAAUUUUCAUUUCCCCCAUGACGGGCUUUUGUGGAAAGGACGGUCACGCUCGCACCACUAGGAUUUUGAUGGCGAUGGUCAUUCCUGGACACCUCAUAUUCAUCUACACAAUUGACUAUUUAAAGGACGGAGAUACCUCGCUCAGUUCCUUGUUUGUCGUCGUGUAUCUGUUGGCAGCCAUCAUACAAGUAGCUACGUUACUCUAUGUGGCUUACAUUCUAAUUCACUGGAUGUGGAAAAAGAAGAUAGAUCCAGACAACUCAGCUAUACCGUAUCUGACUUCCGUCGGGGAUUUACUUGGAAUUACCUUAUUAGCAAUUGCCUUCCAGUUCUUGUACCUCGUGUCUGAUCACGACGUACAGUCUGAUUAAUAUAGUUUAUUUCUUCUUUUUGUGAUAUAGAAUUUGCAGAAUUGUAUGUUUUAUACAUAGACACACUAAGCCUAUCAUGUUGAGAAUGCAUUAAUAAUUUAUUUUUAAUAGAAAAAAGUUAUCUAUGAAAA